UUUUGCCAUGCAUGGCUUUGCAAGGGCUACACAUCAUUGCUGGAUGCGCAGAGACCGCAUAGGUCUAAUUUGAGACUGUAGCCAUCGAAAUAUUGAGGCAUAGCGGUGCUUCUGGCGAGAUAGACCCUGCUUUGCACAGCAGCAUAAAAAGCGCUGGCGCGGCGCGCGAAUAAUGACCUCAUGGACUUGUGACAAGUGCACAUACGUCCACAGCGACGCCGAAGCACAAUUCCUCUGCUGUGCUAUUUGCAGCGCACCGAAGCUAGCCGAGGCUGAGGCGCCGGCCGCUGCGCCACCGCCCCCGACGCCCGCGACGCGGCCCGCGCGGGAAAACGGCGCUGUUCCGCCGCGACCACGGCCACAGCCAGUUUUGCGACCGCCGCCCGCGAAACGCCACCGCGCCGCGGCCAGAAAGUCGAGCGUAUACCUGAUUCCGAGCGAAGCGGCGCAUGCCGCACUAAAAGAGCGCUUCCCUCGGGCACGAAAAGCCCUGGCCGCAUUGAAAUGGGGCGGUUUGCUGCAUGCGACGAUGUUGCGAUUCGACGAUAUUGAUGGCGCACACCGCGACCUCGAGCGCAUCGCGAAUGAUGCAAGCGCCGCCGGCGUGCGGGCCCUGAACGGGCGCGCGUUCCGGUUGCCGGCCCAGUGCUGGGACAACCGCGGCGGCGUCGCCGCGUUGGCAAGGCCGGGCGACAUGGGCGCAGUUCUCGAGGCGAUGCUCGACACGCUACGGAACGCGCUGCCGACGAUGCGCCGCGGCGCCUUCCGCGUGCACCGCCUGCGCGACAUCCACAUAACGCUCCCCGGCUACUCCGACAAAGCGGUUUUGAUCGGCGCCGUCGACGCGUGGGACCUCGCGCUGGUGGAGACGUCCUCCGCGAAGGACCUCCGGGUCGUGCGGCGCUGGCACCUCGUGUGUGUGCCGGAACCGCCGGAACCGCCGCGCCCGUCGGCCGAGGAGCUCCGGGCGGCACGGCUGGCGCGGCUCACCUGAUGUACCUUGUAAGUGAAUACAUGUCCUAG
Messenger RNA from Pelagomonas calceolata, 1023 nucleotides. The record is from the annotation of a GenBank genome assembly. NCBI's taxonomy places the organism in Eukaryota, Pelagophyceae, Pelagomonadales, Pelagomonadaceae.